Messenger RNA from Alternaria postmessia, 414 nucleotides. RefSeq lists its product as uncharacterized. Gene Ontology annotation, molecular function: glutathione peroxidase activity; glutathione transferase activity. Gene Ontology annotation, cellular component: mitochondrion; peroxisome. Lineage: Eukaryota; Fungi; Ascomycota; Dothideomycetes; Pleosporales; Pleosporaceae. The record is from RefSeq and is a predicted model, not a curated record. Gene Ontology annotation, biological process: glutathione metabolic process. The transcript has 2 exons. The coding region runs from base 1 to 414 and encodes 137 amino acids.
AUGGCUCACAAGGAUAAAUGGAUCAGCACCGAGAGCCAGCGCUUGUCGAAACAUUUCAAUGUCCCUGUCUCGCAGGAUACUCCACCUGGCUUCCCUGUCAACACAUUGCCUAUCCAACGUGCCCUGGUUUCCCUCUCGCUCUCGCACCCGCAAAAGGUCGAACGCGCUAUCGAACUCUUCUACCAAAACUUCUGGGUACAAUGGAAUGACCCGACCAAACCAGAGACUCUGCAAGCUAUCCUCAAAACGGUUCUAGACAGUGAUGAAGAAGCGCGGAAAGUAAUUGAGAGGACGAGGACGGAGGAGAUAAAGCAGAAGUUGGGGAAAAAUACUACCAAGGCGUUUGAAGACGGAGCUUUCGGACUGCCUUGGUUUGUCGGUGAGUGCAAGUUUGAUGCCCUAUCUCGUAACUAA